GCUGCCUCCAUCGCCAAGGGAUCUGUCGGCAUCGCAUUUCUGCCGAUCUCGCCUGCCGAUCUCGCCUGUCCAUCCUAUCGAUCCUGCUUCAGUCUUGUCGAUCUCGUUCUCCGCCCUGUCGAUCGCUCCCCCCCCCACCUCUUCUUCCCCAGCAUUCAUCGCACUCUGUCAUGACAACUCCCGAGGAGCAGACCAUCGUCGAGCUUCUGAACGAGCGAAACCGACUGCUGCUCGAGCUCAAGACAAAAAACCCAACCAUUCUGCCGAGCGUCCUGGGCUCCAGUUGGUUCCAAGAUGGCUCGGCUGGACAGCGAGAAUCGUCUCUGAGCCGGCGUUCGUCGGUGCACAGCAUGGACAUGUCGCCUCUCCAGCCGCAGCGCACCGACUACCAGCUGCAGCCUCCGCCAAACCAGGCCCAGUUCACAGUUCCGCCACCACCACCCCAGGCCGGAUCGGUGCCCUUCUGGCCCCCUGCCGGUGUGUUGGCUCCCCGGGCACAAGGCACAUUCUUGAUCCAUUCCGCUGGAUCUUCGACCUCGGGGGUCACUCUGGAGGCCAUUCCCACCCCGUACUUGGUCAGCGGCCAUGAGAGCCUUGAUCGCCACCCACACGCCCAUCUCCGCCAGCUCCCGCCGGACUAUUCGUCUCACCGAUACUCCUAUCCGAUUGCCGGCGACCUUGCGUAUUCGCCGUAUUCAUCGCCGAACCAACGCGCCUCCAUCUGGCCGCCACAAUACGCCGUCUCGGACAGUGGGGUCGAGACCGGUAACUAUAUCGUGGCAACCGAUUCGCAGAAAAGCCAGUCGCUCUCGCCGUCGCCCGAAUCGCCCCUGGUCACCGACACAAGCCUGGAAAUCCGAGAUGCCUCGUCCAGUGAUCGCGGCGAGCUCAGGAGCAGCCGACUUGCACAUCCCAAGGAAUCGUCCACAAGCACCGCUCGCAAGCGACGAGACGCCGAGCACUUGCGGCGGAUUACCCUCAACAAUGGCUUUUCAGAACUGGCGAAGCUGCUGCCCAACAUUGACGACCGCAAUCCAACCAAGCUCAUGAUUCUGAGGAAAGCCUGUGAAUACAUCAUGGACCUGGAAGACCGGCUACGCGAGCAAAACGCCUCAACAAGCGAUUCGCAGAUCUCGAAGGCAAAGUAGCCUUAAGAGUUGCUACCGCCAUGUGGUGCUGCUGCCCCGGGCUUGUAUCAGCCCUUCAACCUCCUCCAAC
This is a messenger RNA of Polychytrium aggregatum, 1218 nucleotides long. RefSeq lists its product as uncharacterized. Gene Ontology annotation, molecular function: protein dimerization activity. The record is from RefSeq and is a predicted model, not a curated record. Bases 171 to 1148 code for a protein of 325 amino acids. The transcript has 4 exons. Lineage: Eukaryota; Fungi; Chytridiomycota; Chytridiomycetes; Polychytriales.